UGCCAUUGCCAUCGCAUUCAGUUGCGUUGAUCCGAUGGCGCAGUAGCAAAACCGAGUCUCCUCUCCUCCCUCCCUCCCUCCCUUCCCUUUGCCAUCAAACGCAAGCCGGGAGAAGCACCACCACCUAGAUAGAACAAUAAAAAUUGCUGCAUCCGUCAGAGCUGGCCACUACAAAAACCAGCUGCAUCACAGGAGAGAGCAGGCAGAGAGGCAGCUCUCCAGCUCGCGUUUGGGGUUGACCAGUUACUCCGGCGAACCGACGGCAAGCCGGCGCCGGCGGCGAGGGUCGUCGGGAGCGGAAGAGAGGGAGAAAGAAUGGCCACCACCGCCUCCGUCCGACCUCCCCUGCUCCGACAAGCAGCAGGUUCAGAAAAAGCCUCACUCCUUUGCAAACCAAAGCAGAGAGCUUCUGUCAGAAGAAGAAGCUUCACUGCCAGGGCCAGCUCGAAUCCUGUGAGCAUCCCGAAGCAAUGGUACAACCUCGUCGCCGACCUGCCGGUGAAGCCACCGCCGCCGCUGCACCCGCAGACGCACCAGCCACUGAACCCUAGUGACCUGUCCCCUCUCUUCCCCGACGAGCUGAUCAGGCAGGAGGUGACCGAGGAGCGGUUCAUCGACAUCCCGGAGGAGGUCGCCGAGGUUUACAAGCUCUGGCGCCCGACGCCGCUGAUCAGGGCGAGGAGGCUGGAGAAGCUGCUGGGCACGCCGGCGAAGAUCUACUACAAGUACGAGGGGACGAGCCCGGCGGGGUCGCACAAGCCGAACACGGCGGUGCCGCAGGCGUGGUACAACGCCGCCGCCGGGGUGAGGAGCGUGGUGACGGAGACCGGCGCCGGGCAGUGGGGCAGCGCGCUGUCGUUCGCGAGCAGCCUGUUCGGGCUCACCUGCGAGGUGUGGCAGGUGCGCGCGUCGUACGACCAGAAGCCGUACCGGCGGCUGAUGAUGGAGACGUGGGGCGCCACGGUGCACCCGUCGCCGUCGGCGGCGACGGAGUCGGGGAGGAGGAUCCUGGAACGCGACCCGGCGAGCCCGGGCAGCCUCGGGAUCGCCAUCUCGGAGGCGGUGGAGGUGGCGGCGAGGGACGCCGACACCAAGUACUGCCUCGGCAGCGUGCUCAACCACGUGCUGCUCCACCAGACGGUGAUUGGGGAGGAGUGCCUGGAGCAGCUGGCGGCCGCCGGCGACGUCCCCGACGUCGUCAUCGGCUGCACUGGCGGCGGGUCCAACUUCGGCGGGCUGGUGUUCCCGUUCAUGCGCGAGAAGCUCGCCGGCAGGAUGAGCCCGGCGUUCAAGGCCGUCGAGCCGGCGGCGUGCCCGACGCUCACCAAGGGCGUCUACGCCUACGACUUCGGCGACACCGCCGGCCUCACGCCGCUCAUGAAGAUGCACACCCUCGGCCAUGGAUUCGUCCCCGACCCCAUCCAUGCAGGAGGGCUUCGCUACCAUGGAAUGGCGCCACUAAUCUCCCAUGUGUAUGAGCUUGGAUUCAUGGAAGCCAUUGCCAUCCAACAAACUGAAUGCUUCGAUGCUGCGUUGAAAUUUGCGCGGACGGAGGGGAUCAUCCCGGCGCCGGAGCCGACGCACGCGAUCGCGGCGGCGAUCAGGGAGGCGAUGGAGUGCAAGAGGACGGGGGAGAAGAAGGUGAUCCUGAUGGCCAUGUGCGGGCACGGCCACUUCGACCUGGCGUCCUACGAGAAGUACCUGAGGGGCGACAUGGUCGACCUCUCCCACUCCGACGAGAAGCUGCAGGAAGCCCUCGCCGCCGUCCCCAAAAUCUGAUCAAUGCGAUACAAAAAUAAUCAUCAGUAACCAAGAAGAAUAAUCUCUGUUGUUGUGUUCUUGGCAUGUUGUUGUUUUGCCUUGGCGACCGUGUUCAUCUGCUGUUGAUUUAGGGACGCAUAUGGACUGAAUAAAUUUGAUCAAUAAAUGAAGUAGUUUCCCCUAAUAGGGGAAUGUUUGGCACAA
Molecule: messenger RNA, 1965 nt
Organism: Oryza sativa Japonica Group (Japanese rice)
Lineage: Eukaryota; Viridiplantae; Streptophyta; Magnoliopsida; Poales; Poaceae
Biological process (GO): L-tryptophan biosynthetic process
Cellular component (GO): cytoplasm
Molecular function (GO): L-serine hydro-lyase (adding indole, L-tryptophan-forming) activity; tryptophan synthase activity; pyridoxal phosphate binding
Source: RefSeq, a predicted model, not a curated record